Messenger RNA from Sorex araneus (European shrew), 5093 nucleotides. It is a transcript of the gene PNISR, whose product is annotated as PNN interacting serine and arginine rich protein. Lineage: Eukaryota; Metazoa; Chordata; Mammalia; Eulipotyphla; Soricidae. The transcript is spliced from 15 exons. The record is from RefSeq and is a predicted model, not a curated record. Gene Ontology annotation, molecular function: RNA binding. Gene Ontology annotation, cellular component: nuclear speck; presynaptic active zone. Bases 468 to 2909 code for a protein of 813 amino acids.
CGGAUGUGAUUCGAUUCACUUCCGGGGGAGCCCAAUCAGGCGCCAUCUUGUCUUGUUCGUGAAGUAGAAGAAGCAUCGAAAGGGUUGGGGAGGCAUUACGGGAACGGUGGCGGCCAGGCUGUUCCGGAACCGGAGUGGGACAAUUUUUAGGCCUGUGUGGUUUUCAGUGACUCGAUGCCCUCACAUCAGUUCCUCAGAGGAAUGAGGUCCUUAGGGUAGACCCUCGCCCAAUGUGACUGCUCGAAUGAAGAAAUUAGGACGCAGAGGGAACACUCUGUAAAGACCGUAUAGUCCAGAGGUCCAGCUCCCGGCCAAGCAGUGCCAGGAAUUAAACUCACAGCUUCACACAUGCAAGGGCUUAAGUAAUCUUGCUGCUAUGAUUCUAAACUGUAGUCUGAAUCAACAUAAAUUUUAAGAAAAAAGGGCAAUCUCUGAGACAGAAAAUCAAAUAUUUUUUAAAAGUCAGGAUGUGGGAUCAAGGAGGACAGCCUUGGCAGCAGUGGCCCUUGAACCAGCAACAAUGGAUGCAAUCAUUCCAGCACCAGCAGGAUCCAAGCCAGAUUGACUGGGCUGCAUUGGCUCAAGCUUGGAUUGCCCAAAGAGAAGCUUCGGGACAGCAAAGCAUUGUAGAACAACCACCAGGAAUGAUGCCAAAUGGACAGGAUAUACCUACAAUGGAAUCUGGUCCAAACAAUCAUGGGAAUUUUCAAGGGGAGUCCAACUUUAAUAGAAUGUGGCAACCAGAAUGGGGAAUGCAUCAGCAACCCCCACACCCCCCUCCAGAUCAGCCGUGGAUGCCACCAACACCAGGCCCAAUGGACAUUGUUCCUCCUUCUGAAGACAGCAACAGUCAGGACAGUGGGGAAUUUGCGCCUGACAACAGGCAUAUAUUUAACCAGAACAAUCACAACUUUGGUGGACCACCCGAUAAUUUUGCUGUGGGGCCAGUGAACCAGUUUGACUAUCAGCAUGGGGCUGCUUUUGGUCCACCGCAAGGUGGAUUUCAUCCUCCUUAUUGGCAACCAGGACCUCCAGGACCUCCAGCACCUCCUCAGAAUCGAAGAGAAAGACCAUCAACAUUCAGAGAUCGACAGCGUUCACCUAUUGCACUUCCUGUGAAGCAGGAGCCACCACAAAUUGAUGCAGUAAAACGCAGAACUCUUCCAGCUUGGAUUCGGGAAGGUCUUGAAAAAAUGGAACGUGAAAAGCAGAAGAAGUUGGAGAAAGAAAGAAUGGAGCAACAACGUUCACAGUUGUCCAAAAAAGAGAAGAAGACCACAGAAGAUGCUGAAGGAGGAGAUGCUCCUCGUUUACCUCAGAGAAGUAAAUUUGACAGUGAUGAGGAAGAUGAAGACACGGAAAAUGUUGAGGCUGCAAGCAGUGGAAAAGUCACUAGAAGUCCAUCACCAGUUCCUCAAGAAGAGCAGAGUGAACCAGAGAUGACAGAAGAAGAGAAAGAGUAUCAAAUGAUGGUACUGACAAAAAUGCUUCUAACUGAAAUUCUACUGGAUGUCACAGAUGAAGAAAUUUAUUACAUAGCCAAAGAUGCACACCGGAAAGCAACGAAAGCUCCUGCAAAACAGCUGGCACAGUCCAGUGCACUGGCUUCCCUAACCGGACUCGGUGGACUGGGUGGUUAUGGAUCAGGAGACAGUGAAGAUGAGAGGAGUGACAGAGGCUCUGAGUCAUCUGACACUGAUGAUGAGGAAUUACGGCACCGAAUCCGGCAAAAACAGGAAGCUUUUUGGAGAAAAGAAAAAGAGCAGCAGCUAUUACAUGACAAACAGAUGGAAGAAGAAAAGCAACAAACAGAAAGGGUUACAAAAGAGAUGAAUGAGUUUAUCCAUAAAGAGCAAAAUAGUUUAUCACUACUAGAAGCAAGAGAAGCAGACGGUGAUGUGGUUAACGAAAAGAAAAGAACUCCAAAUGAAACGACAUCAAAUUUAGAAUCAAAAAAAGAACAUAAAGAUAAAGAGAAACAAGGACGGAGUAGAUCAGGAAGUUCUAGUAGUGGUAGUUCCAGUAGCAAUAGCAGAAGCAGUAGUACUAGUAGUUCUGUUUCUAGCUCUUCAUAUAGUUCUAGCUCAGGUAGUAGUCGCACUUCUUCGAGAUCUUCUUCUCCUAAAAGGAAAAAGAGACACAGUAGGAGUAGAUCUCCAACAAUUAAAGCUAGACGUAGUAGGAGUAGAAGUUACUCUCGCAGAAUUAAAAUAGAGAGUAAUAGGGCUAGAGUAAAGAUUAGAGAUAGGAGAAGAUCUAAUCGAAAUAGCAUUGAAAGAGAAAGACGGAGAAAUCGAAGUCCUUCCCGAGAGAGACGUAGAAGUAGAAGUCGCUCAAGGGAUAGGCGAGCCAAUCGAUCCAGUCGAAGUAGGAGUCGAGAUAGACGUAAACUUGAUGAUCAACGUGGAACUCUUAGUGGGAGCAGUCAUAAGCAUAAAGGUGAGGCUAAAGAACAAGAGAGGAAAAAGGAGAGAAGUCGAAGUAUAGAUAAAGAUAGGAAAAAGAAAGACAAAGAAAGGGAGCGUGAACAGGAUAAAAGGAAAGAGAAACAAAAGAGGGAAGAAAAAGAUAAGUUUAGUAGUCAAGAUGAUAGGCUAAAAAGGAAACGAGAAAGUGAAAGAACAUUCUCUCGGAGUGGUUCUAUAUCUGUUAAAAUCAUCAGACAUGAUUCUAGGCAGGAUAAUAAGAAAAGUAUUGCCAAAGAUAGUAAAAAACAUUCAGGCUCUGAUUCUAGUGGAAGAAGCAGUUCUGAAUCCCCAGGAAGUAGCAAAGAAAAGAAGGCUAAGAAGCCUAAACAUAGUCGAUCGCGAUCCGUGGAGAAAUCUCAAAGGUCUGGUAAGAAGGCAAGCCGCAAACACAAGUCUAAGUCCCGAUCAAGAUCAACAACCCCUCCCCGUCGUAAACGUUGAGGAAUGAUGUGGCAAGAAUGCCAUGAUGUUUUAAAAAAUUCCAUGAGUUUUAAGGGCUUGUCUCAUUAUAGAGGCACAUUGUGGCUGUGUAGGUGAAACCAGAAUUUUUUUUUUUAAUCUGUAAAUAGGUGUACUUUUUCCAAAUGCUGCUCCAAGUUACUUAAUAGGAUUUCUUUAUAUUGCAUUUUUUUUCCAAAAAAAAUAGUGCAUAAUAAGACUAUAAACAUGCCAUUCUCUUUCAGCUGUAAUGUUCAUAAAACUAUUCUUGAAUGUACUGUGAUGUCAAUAAAGCUCUUUAGUUCAUUUUUGUUAACCUCUUGCACCUUACUUUUAUGAUUUUAAUUGAAGGAACGUACUUUUAUUAAAAGGCAGCUGGAAUUUUGUAUAACAGGUUUUAAAAGUACUUCCUCUCAUUUCCCCCAAAGAAAAUGGUUUUAGCUUAAUAGCUUGUCAAUGUUUGUAAAUUGUACCCAUGAAUCUUUGUCAAAUUCUAACAUAAGGAUAUGAAAAGGGCCAGAAAUAGAUGUUUACUUUUCACUGGACGCAUCCAACAACUUUCACAGCCAACAACUUUCUAAACUUUUCUUUCUAUUUUGAGGAUUUUCAAAUAAUUUAUUUUAUGUGUAUAUGGUUCACUCCUGUAAGAUGAAAUUGCUGGAAUUAAGACAGUUCAUUCAAGUUAUUUAUAAGAAACAAUUGUGUUUGACGCUAGUCAAGUCUGAAACUAUUUUCUGCAGUCAUACACUUCUGUUUUAGAAGCAUAUUGUUAACACUUUGGGUUAUGAAAAUAAGAUUCACAACUCAGUAUACUUACUCUUUUUAAGUAUUAGUAUAAUCUCAGCUAAGUGGAAGAAUACUGUAUUAUAAGCAGGUUUGUCAGUUUCAUUAAAUUUAAAUGGUCUUGUUUUGUCCAUUUCUUAAAAUUAUGAUCAGUGAGAGUGGUAUAUCAAUUUGAGGUAGUCAUUACUUAUGAGGAAAUGAGACUCUGAAAGGCAUUUAAGUUUUCAACUGCUUUCAGGGUCUGUUUACGAUUGUUCACUUACAUGGCAAUAGAUAAACCUCUUAUACAUUUUUUUUUUUAAAUUUAAAAGGAGAAAAGCAGGAGCAAGUUAUUAGAAAAGUUUAAAAUAUGCCUUCUUACCAGCAAUAGUUUAUUUUAAACUAAGCCAGAUUUUGCCAAGAUCAGUAUUUCCUCAAAAUGAAGAUAGAUUUGUAUAGUGCACUCUUAUACCUCUAACAUAAGUUCUUAAUAAUUUCGAGCAAUUAUGCAUUUAUCUAGAGGAAAUAAAUCAACUGUGAAUACAUGCAUGUUUACCAUUUUGGUUGUUUUACAGUGCAUUUUCGUUCUGAUAUUUAUAAAAUUAACAUUUCACAGAGGAACUUUAAUUAGUUUGGAGUCCUAGUUUUGAGUCAUUCACACCUAGAGACAAAGGAAAAUGUGCAAUAUUUUUUAUGUAGAUUAGCUAACACUGUACUUAAUUUCAGAAUUAACUAUUCAGUUAAUUUGUAAAAGAUAGUUGUAUAACUUUUUCAUAUCUUAAUAUGUUUUUUAGAUCAAUCUUCAAGUGAAAUAAUAUUUUCAAAAUAAAAUUCUAUAGAAAAGCUCAGCUGGCUAUUAUAUGCACAUUUUGGGGCAAUAUAAGAAUGAGAGCCAAAAGUAGUAGCUGACAACUUUAUUUAUUCGGCCAUAGUAUGCAAGCUUCUUAUUAUUUAAAUCUGUAGGCUUUUAACAAAAGUAAUGAUGUAUGUGAUUAUGAUAUCAGUGUUAUAAUUAGAUAUUUGGGCUCUUCAAAAUUUUAUGGAUAAUUCAGAGAAUUCACAAUUUUAUUGAUUAAAAAAAUGUUUACCUACUGGGAAGAUAUUUAUGAAAUAGGGCUUUCAUGAUUUGGCAUGUGAAUGAUAAAAUUUACACAUAGUUAAUUGGAUGCAUAAUUGGGUCAUGAAAUCUCUAAAGUGACACUACCAGAAAUUUAGUAGCUUUGUUUUCAAGACAAUCAUUGGUCUGGGAUGAUUAAUAAAAGCUGUCUUAAGAGAUUCUCUUAAAAUAUUCCUAGUGUAUUAAUCAUACUGUUUGUGGAAUUGAGGUAAACCACACCAUUAAGAGGAUAAAAUGUAAUUUGAAGAGGCAGUUAAAAGAUUUGUUUCAGACCCCAUCAUAAAAAUAAAGAUUGGUGUGGAAUAUCA